Molecule: messenger RNA, 1979 nt
Organism: Nezara viridula (southern green stink bug)
Lineage: Eukaryota; Metazoa; Arthropoda; Insecta; Hemiptera; Pentatomidae
Source: the annotation of a GenBank genome assembly
UCUGACGUGUGGCUGACAGAAUGAGUGAUAUGUAAUUCAACUGUUCCCUGUUGAGUUUUAUAUCAAGUAGGUUUUAUGGCACCUACUAGAAAAUCUGAAGGGCUGCUGGCCCGAGUUAAUUUUCCCUUAUACACUUUGCAAAUGCUAACAAGUCGUCAUGUUCUUGUUGGUGGAGGUGGAGGUUCAGCUAAAACUGGGGUUGCCAAUGGUUUUGAAAUUUUUGAGUUAUCUUAUGACGGAACCCGUUUUUCUGCUGAAGAAGUUAUUCGACAUGAAACUGGCCCUAAAGUUGUGAUGAACUCAGCUUGUUUUAGUGACAAGAAAAGUACUUUUUUAGUUGCUGGGCAAGAAAGCCACUGUCAGUUAUACAGAGUUGGUAUUAGCGUGGAGAAGGAGGUUUCCGAAGAAUCAAUGAAUGGCACAUCGGAUCCACCUAAUCUCAGACACAGAAAAACUUCUAAAAAUCACCAGAAUGGGAUCAGUGAAGUGACAAAUAAUGUUAAAAAGAAAUUAGUUUUUAAAUUCAACUCUGGGGAUAGUAUACAGUCUGAUUUUAGUGAAAAGGAACCAUGCCAAAGGGUAGUUACAAUAUCUCGUUGUGGCGGUUGGAUGGCAACUGGUGGCACUGAUGGUAUUGUAAGGAUCUGGUCAUUUCCUGGCCUUCGAAUGAUUAGAGCUCUUAAGGCCCACACGAAGGAGCUGGAUGAUUUACAUUUCAGUCCUGAUUCAAAGCAGGUAGCCAGUGUGGCAAAAGAUGGACAAGCAAUUAUUUGGGAGCUGAAGUCAGGAAAACAGAUUCAUAAACUUGAUUGGACUCAUCCUACAGGAAUCAAAUAUCUCUUCAAACGAUGUCGGUUCGGUGUGGUUGAGGGUAAAGGUUGUAGAUUGUUUACUACAGCUAACCCUGUGGCUGGUGGGAAGGAAGCCCAAGGCUGGAUCCACGCCUGGGACGAUGGUCGUAUUUCCAAGUCGACUGCUGUAUCUGAACCUACUUCAGCACUUGCUGUUAGAGACGAUGGUGUUUUCAUUGCUAUUGGCACCAUGUUCACAGGAUCUGUAUCCAUUUACAUAGCAUUCUCCCUUCAGAGAGUGCUGCAUGUUGAGGGUGCACAUUCAAUGUUCGUAACUGGGGUUGAACUGUUACCCUGUUCUUCUGCAUGGGGUGCGAUAGAAGCUGCUGCUUUAAGUAUUUCUGUCGAUAACAGAGUCUGUAUUCACAGCUUACCAUUCAGAAAAACGUUACCGCCAUGGUUAGUGAUCAUCAUUAUUUUGUUCACUCUACUGUUUACUUUUGUAUUGUGCAGCUUCAUCGGCCUUUAACUUAACUGAUUGUUCUGACACUAUACUGUGAUCAUUUUUAUUUAUUGUACUAUAUAAAUAUAAUUAUAAAAGUAUAGAAUAUUUAUUGUAAACAUAUAAUUUUUAAUUUGCAUUUCUUUAUUGUUGACUUAUUGUUAUUUCAUUCAAAUUCCAUUCUUGUUGAAACUCUUCUUAUUUUAUUUGGUUUUGACAUUCAGUUUGUUGUUAUAUUUUUUAUAUUUUAUUAUUAAUGUUGCUUCUCUUUGUGUAUCCUUUCAACUUCCUAUUUCAAUUUAGGAACAGAAAGAUAAUGAAUAUAUAAAACAGGGAAACGGUCAAUUGUUAAAAAAUAAAUAAGUAAGAAAAAAAAUUACAGUAUAGUUUAAAUUGAAAAAAUGAAAUGAAAUUACUGUAAAAACACAGUAUUAUAAAACCACACUUAUAAGUAAUGAAAUAUUUUUUUUUUUAUAAAACACCUAAGCUUACCACUCACUUGAAUAUUUCUCCUGUCCUGGUCAUUAAUUUAACACGAUAAAUUGAGAAUAUACAAUUAAUAUGUAUAGUAAAUAGAGAAAUAAUCCUGAAACGUCAAAAUAAAAUUUAAUUCUCCAAACUCUUUUGGAUUUAAAAUUUUCACUUACCAGUUUUUUAUGUUAACAGUUAACAGUAAUAUAUUUCUU